This is a messenger RNA of Spathaspora passalidarum NRRL Y-27907, 1596 nucleotides long. RefSeq lists its product as uncharacterized. The coding region runs from base 46 to 1266 and encodes 406 amino acids. Gene Ontology annotation, cellular component: nucleus. Gene Ontology annotation, biological process: poly(A)+ mRNA export from nucleus. The record is from RefSeq and is a predicted model, not a curated record. Lineage: Eukaryota; Fungi; Ascomycota; Pichiomycetes; Serinales; Debaryomycetaceae. The transcript has a single exon.
GAUAUCCUCACACUUCGACACUUCACAACCCAGCAACCAGGCACAAUGAGUGACGAUCCAUUGAAAGAUUUUACCACGAUUCCACUGGAUGGAGUUGAUCAUGAUGAACAUGAACACAACAAUGACGAUCAACAACAGGAAGAGUCCGUACAUCAACAGGAACAACAAGAACCAGCACAACAACAACAAGAUGACGAAUACGACGACGAAGAUGACGAUAAUGUGUAUAGUUCCAUUAGAGCCCACAAGUUAGCCUCUGAUGAAACCAAAGCUGUAACCAAGAAGAAGAUUGUCAGAAAAGCGCAAAAGUCAGACACACCUGACAACAGUGCAUUGCCUAAUCAACCAAGGGCGGAACCACAAGCAAGAAACGACGACUAUCAAGAUGAUUCCAAAAUAUAUUCCGAUCCACAAAUGAGAAAGCGAAUGUUAUUGGAAGAGAAAAUGGACGCGGCCAUAAAGUCCAAAUCCACCAGAAGAAGAAAAGCCGAUGAAGACGAUAUAGAAAGAAUGCAAGAUGACAAGAUUGAUUUCUUGAAGGAUCAAAUGAUCAAGGCUGCCAAUUUGGACGUAGAAAAGAACUCCCAGGGGCAAAUUGCUACGGAAAAGUUGAAAUUUUUGCGAGAAGUGGUCGAUAUCUUGUCCAGAGCCGAUUUGGCCAUUUCCAUCUUGGAUAAUAACUUGUUGGAAGCAGUUAGAUUAUGGCUUGAGCCAUUGCCUGAUGCAUCAAUGCCAGCAUAUCAAAUACAAAAGGAAUUAAUCCAUGCCUUGGAAACUUUGCCUAUUAAAACUGACCAUUUGGUUGCCUCAGGUAUAGGUAAAGUGUUGGUGUUUUACCAACGUUCCAAAAGAACCGAGCCUUCAUUAAAGAAGAUUGUUGACAGGUUAAUUGGUGACUGGACCAGACCAAUUUUAAACAAGUCCGAUUCUUAUAAGGAUCGUACCAUUCAAUUCCAUGAAUAUAACAAGAGUAAAUUCUCCAACCAAUUGGCAAGUUCGAGAUCCAGCAAACCUAAAGAGGCUAGAACCUUGUACGAAGAGAAUGCUGAAAGAAGAAAGAGAGCUGCCAUUCCAAGUGCUAGAACUGCUGCUUAUAAGGUUGCUCCCAGAGUUGAUGCCAGUUUGUUAAGAAGACAACAAGCUAGAAAUGCUCAUAAUGACGAAAGAUUCAGAAGAAUCAACCAAAAGUUGACUCUGAUGUCUGUCAAGAAGAAGGCAACCAAGAAGGGUGGACCAUCCAUCGAAGGUAGAGAUUUAGGUAUGUAGUACAAUCAACAACAUGUAACACUACAAAGGAAUAAAUUUCUUAAUACACGUAAAUUUAAAAAAUUAUACAACCAUAAAUGACCUAAAUAAAAAAAGGAACUCAAGAUUUGAACUAGAGAUUCUUUCAAAGAAAAUCCAAUUCGAUCCACAAAAUGCAAACAAGCUGUUUAUUUAAUUAAAGUGGUAGUAUUAGUAUAUCUUCAAAAAUCAUUUCCAAUUCAAAACUAUGGAUUCCCCCUCUCUUAUAAAUUAUUUAUUCUAUGCCUUUCUUCUUUGGAAAUGAAAAUAUCACACAAAAUAAUAUAAGUAAUCUAUGAUCUUGGCUUUUCC